AUGGGGAAGGCACGCCGGAGAAUCCCGCCGGCUUUGCGGGCCUCGGCCGAGCGCGAAGAGAAGAUGGAGGAGCCGGAGCCGGGGGAGCCGCGGGUGACGGAGGAGGCGGACGACUUCCACGAGCGGCGGAUGGAGGAGGCGGUGCUGGCGGCGCUGGGCAGCGAGGAGGAGGAGGAGGGCGAGGAGGAGGAGGAAGAAGAGGUGCUGGUCCUGCACCUGUCCGAGAACAGCGAGUCUGAGGAAGAUGAUGGGGAAGGGCCGGCCGAGGACGCGGGGCCGGGUGAGGAUGAUGAUGAUGAGGAGGAGGACGAUGAGCCUCUGGACAUGGACAGCGACCUGGAAGAGCAGCGGGGCGAAGGCAAAUGGGGCUCAGGCCUCCCCAAUGAGCUGGCUUGGGGUCAGAGGAAGAAGCUCUACUACGGCACGGACUACGAGGGGGCAGGGCGUCGCCCCAAAGCCCCCAAGAAGAGCAAGGAAGAGGUGGAAGCAGAGGAGCUGGAGGAAGAGGCCGAGGCUCAGGCCAUCCAGAAGAGGAUGGCAGAGAACUUGGGCGAGGAGGACUAUGGCUUGGAUCUCCUGCAGGCUUACGCCAGGACAGCUGAGCCACCAAGCGGGAAAGAAUCUGGGCAGAAAAUCGCCAAGGAUUUGGCCUCCCUUUCUAAAAAAGAGCAGCUGAAAUUGCUGAGAAAGGAAUCUCCGGAACUGCUGGAGCUGAUUCAGGACUUUGAAGCCAAAGUCGUCGAGCUCAGAGAUGAACUGGAGCCCCUCGUGCAAAUGAUCGGGGACGGGGUCAUCCCAGAGGGGAAAGGGAGCCAGUAUUUGCAAACCAAGUACCACCUCUAUCUGAACUACUGUUGUAACAUCAGUUUUUACUUGGUGCUGAAAGCGAAGAGAAUUCCAGUCCAUGGCCAUCCAGUCAUCGAAAGGCUUGUGACUUACAGAAACCUGAUCAAUGACUUGGCAGUUGUGGACCAAAAACUGUUGCCAGAGGUUCGCCUGCUUCUGAAUGAAUUCCAUAAUAACGAGAGCGGUGGGGUGGCAAGUGGGAAGAAGCCCCUGCCGUUUGUUAGAAAAACAGCUAAUAAAAGGAAAACAAAAUCGCCAAAGUUUACUGAGGGUGAGGCCGAAGACGAACUCACGGAUGAUUCAGAGUUUGAUGAGCAAGCUGCCCUGGAUUUUUAUAAGGAGAUGGAAGAGAAGAUCAUGCUUAAGAAGAAGAGGAAACGAGAAGCAAAAGAAGACGCAAGUCACCUGGUUGUUGAAGAGGAGGAAUCAGACCAAAAGAGAGGAGCAACGUACCAGAUGUUGAAAAAUAAAGGCCUCACACCUAGAAGAAAGAAGAUUGAUCGUAAUCCAAGAGUAAAACAUCGUGAGAAGUUCAGAAGAGCCAAGAUCCGUAGAAAGGGACAAGUCCGUGAAUUCCGUAGAGAAAUACAGAAAUAUGCAGGCGAAUUGUCUGGCAUUCGUGCUGGAGUUAAGAAAAGUAUUAAACUUAAGUGAUCCAUUCUCUUCCUUUUUUCACCUCUUCCUCUUUAUUUGCAGACUAAAGAUAGCGGACGUGAAUUUAAUAAAUA
Molecule: messenger RNA, 1574 nt
Organism: Protobothrops mucrosquamatus (brown spotted pit viper)
Lineage: Eukaryota; Metazoa; Chordata; Lepidosauria; Squamata; Viperidae
Gene: UTP3
Product: UTP3 small subunit processome component
Exons: 1
Coding region: 1-1500 (499 amino acids)
Biological process (GO): maturation of SSU-rRNA from tricistronic rRNA transcript (SSU-rRNA, 5.8S rRNA, LSU-rRNA)
Cellular component (GO): small-subunit processome; nucleolus
Source: RefSeq, a predicted model, not a curated record